UUAAUGUUACGAGAAGCGUUACAGAGCUAGCUAAAGAACCACAGGUCAGAGUCGCAGCUUCUGUCAGUGUUUGCUGUUAUGACUGAAGACUGUAGAGUUGAUCUCGGUAAUAAACUGGAAUAGUAGUGAGGAGAAAUAAAGGUGCAAGAGGAGGGAGGUAGGUGUAAAAGGAGCAGGCGCAGGAGAGCGGGAGUUGGAAAAAACAGCAGAUAUGGGAUCAGACAGGAAGAUGUGUAAGACUCUGCUCUGGCUGUUGGCCUCACUAGCCUUUUUCUCCUGGAUUUGCUCAGCUGAUGGAUCUCCACUGAAAGUGAUGUCUGCCCCCAACUUGUUGCGAGUAGGAACACCAGAAAACAUAUUUGUGGAGUGUCAAGAUUGCACUGAUGAUAAUGACAUCAGGGUCGAAAUCAGGGUCAUGAACUAUCCAACCAAAACCAAAAUGCUGGUGUCCACAUCUGUUACCCUAAACAGUAAUAACAAAUUCCAGGGCUUGGAGCCCAUUCAGAUCCCUGCUGAGGACUUUAGUAAAGAUCCCGACAUGAAGCAGUACGUGUACCUGCAAGCUCAGUUCCCUGACCAACUGCUGGAGAAAGUCGUCUUGGUGUCCUUCCAUUCUGGCUACAUCUUCAUCCAGACCGACAAGACCCUCUACACCCCUGGCAGCAAAGUUCAUUACAGGUUGUUUGCACUGACGCCACAUAUGGAGCCUGUGGAGAGGAACAAUAAAACCUAUAUUGAUCCCUCUGUUGAAAUUAUGAUUAUGACCCCUGAGGGCAUCAUUUUAGCACUUGAUCAAACCAUUGUGAAAUCAGGGAUCCACUCUGGACAUUAUCAACUUGCUGAAAUUGUCAGUAUCGGACUGUGGAAAGUGGUGGCAAAGUUCCACAGCAAACCACAGCUGACUUAUUCUGCAGAGUUUGAAGUCAAACAAUAUGUGCUACCCAGUUUUGAAGUUAAACUGACAUCUGAGGCCUCCUUCUUCUACGUGGACAGCCAGAAGCUCACCAUCAACAUCAGAGCUACGUAUCUGUUUGGUAAAGAGGUAGAUGGGACAGCCUACGGGGUAUUUGGGGUUGUGCAUGAAGGUCAAAGGAGGAGCUUUCCCAGCUCUCUUCAGAGAGUGCCGAUUGUGAACGGUCAAGGAGAGGUCACACUGACAAGAGAGCACAUCACACAGACCUUCCACAACAUCCUUGACCUGGUGGGGAGUCCUAUAUAUGUAACCGUCAGUGUGCUGACAGAGACUGGAACUGAAAUGGUGGAAGCAGAGCUGAGAGCUUUCCAGAUUGUCACGUCUCCUUAUACCAUCCAGUUCAAGAGAACACCCAAAUAUUUUAAACCAGGAAUGACCUUUGAUAUGAUGCUAGAAAUUUUGAAUCCUGACGGCACUCCCGUAGAGGGUGUUGAAGUGGGAGUUAAUGCGGACGUGGUGCAGGGCAUCACUGCAUCCAAUGGCAUGGCAAGGCUUGCCAUCAAUACAGAGGAAUAUGCUGAAUCACUGACAAUCAAUGCAAAGACCAAUGACCCCAAUAUUUCACCUGAAAGGCAAGCAUCAGCCACCAUGGUAGCUCUUCCUUAUAUCACCAAAAGCAACAAUUACCUUCACAUAGGUGUUGAUACAGCUGAAGUAGAAUUAGGACAGAAUAUGAAAAUGAACCUCAACUUCAACAAGCAGACAAAUGCACAAGAUGACAUCACAUACUUGAUCCUGAGCAGAGGUCAGCUGGUGAAACAUGGCCGUUACAAGACAGAAGGACAAGUACUGAUUGCCCUGAUAGUUCCAAUCACCAAAGACAUGCUGCCAUCAUUUCGCAUCGUAGCCUACUAUCAUACAAGUGACAAUGAAGUGGUAUCAGAUUCUGUUUGGGUGGAUGUCAAGGACACCUGCAUGGGCUCGUUAAAGUUGGAAACAACCACAAAUCCACCUUAUUUACCUCGCAAUAAGUUUGGACUGAAGAUAACAGGAGACCCAGGGGCCACAGUGGGACUGGUGGCGGUUGACAAAGGCGUCUACGUCCUCAACAAGCAGCACACACUUACCCAGAAAAAGGUAUGGGACACAGUAGAGAAGUACGACACAGGCUGCACACCAGGUGGAGGGAAGGACAGCAUGAGUGUGUUCUACGAUGCUGGGCUGUUGUUUAAGUCCAACAGUGCUUCUGGGACCCCCAACAGACAAGAACUGAAAUGUCCGGCUACCAGCAGGAGGAAACGAGCCACUACUAUAACGGAUGUCACAACCAGCCUAGUGAGUCAGUAUAAAGAAGGACUACAACGUGACUGUUGUUUGGAUGGCAUGAGGGAAACCCCCCUCUCAUACACCUGUGAGGUGCGCAGCGAGUACAUCACUGACGGUACAGCUUGUGUCGAGGCCUUCCUCCACUGCUGCAAGGAGCUGGAAAGCCAGCGAGCUGAGAAGAAGCGGGACAGCCUACAACUGGCUCGCAGUGAGGAAGAUGACCACAGUUACAUGGACAGCAAUGAGAUCGUUUCCCGCACCAAGUUCCCAGAAAGUUGGCUGUGGUCAGAUAUCAAACUACCUGCUUGCCCCCAAGAAAAGUCUAACUGCUACCCCACAUCAUUUCAGACAGAAUUUCCUUUGCAAGACUCCAUCACAACCUGGCAGUUUACUGGCAUUAGUCUCUCAAGAACUCACGGUAUCUGUGUUGCCGAUUCUCUAGAAGUAAUUGUUCGGAAAGAUUUUUUUGUUGAUCUUCGACUUCCUUACUCUGCUGUCCGAGGAGAGCAGCUGGAAAUUAAGGCAAUCCUUCACAACUACAGCCCCAAUCCUGGCACAGUGCGUGUGGAACUGAUUGAGGUGGAGCAUGUGUGCAGUGCAGCUUCUAAGCAUGGGAAAUAUCGUCAGGAAGUUACAGUUGGGGCCGAAAUGACACGAUCUGUACCCUUCAUCAUUAUUCCCAUAAAGGAAGGACAAUACCGCAUUGAGGUCAAAGCAACUCUUAAAGAAUCACUUCUCAGUGAUGGAAUCAUAAAGAUUCUGCGAGUAGUGCCUGAAGGCUUACUGAUAACAUUUCCCCAGAUAGUAACCCUUGACCCUGCAAAAAAAGGUGUAGAUGGUCAACAAGUGGAAACUAUCAACAGUAGAAUUUCUAUGAGAGAUUCGGUACCAAACACACCAACUAUCACACAGAUCUCUGUGACAGGAAGAGAGGAUGAAAGUUUGAUGUUUAAGAAUACAAUUAGUGGGGAAUCUAUGGGUAAUCUGAUCUACCAGCCCUCAGGCUGUGGCGAGGAGAACAUGAUGCACAUGACCCUGCCUGUCAUCGCGACCAUGUAUUUGGACAAAACCAACCAGUGGGAAGCUGUGGGCAUUGAGAGACGUAACGAAGCCAUUCAACAUAUCAUUACUGGUUACCAAACCGAGCGGAAUUCCUCCCGCAAAAAUGAUGGGUCUUUUGCUAUGGAUCUCAAUCACCAAAGCAGCACCUGGCUGACAGCCUAUGUUGUCAAGGUGUUUGCCAUAGCCCAAACUCUGAUGGCAGUGGAAAGACAUGUGAUCUGUGACGCUGUCAGGUUUCUCAUUCACAACGCACAGCAACCUGAUGGACAGUUUGGAGAAGUUGGAAAGGUGGCCCACAAGGAGAUGAUUGGAAAUGUGCGUGGUACCGAUUCAGAUGCCUCCAUGACAGCCUUCUGUCUCAUUGCUAUGCAGGAAUCACGCACAUUAUGUGCUGCCACACUUAAUACUCUGCCAGGCAGCAUAGACAAAGCUGCUGCCUACCUGGAGAGGCGUCUGCUCAGCCUAAUCAACCCAUAUGCUGUUGCCAUGACAUCAUAUGCCCUGGCCAAUGAAAAUAAGCUGAACCAGGAGUUCCUCCUCAUGUUUGCUUCACCAGACUUAUCCCACUGGCCUGUACCUAAGGGACGAGUCUACACCCUGGAGGCCACAGCUUAUGCUCUUCUGGCACUGGUCAAAGCUGAGGCCUUUGAGGAAACCAGACCCAUUGUGAGAUGGUUGAACAAACAUCAGAGAACGAGUGGACGCUAUGGAUCACUUCAGGCUACCAUAAUAGUGUAUCAGGCCGUAGCUGAGUACUGGACCAGUAAAAGAGAACCAGACUAUGAUCUGAAUGUGGACAUCCUGUUGCCAGGCAGGUCAAACCCUUACAAGUACAAUCUCAACGUGGAUAACCUCCUUAACACGAGAACAUCUAAAAUGAAUUAUAUAAACAAGGACGUGCAAGUCAAAGCCACUGGCAGAGGAGAAGCAACACUUACAAUGGUGUCGCUGUAUUACGCUCUGCCUAAAGAAAAGGAGAGUGACUGUGAAAAGUUUAACCUGUCAGUGCAGCUCCUCCCAGAAAAAAUGGAUGAGGAUGGGAAAAUAUACAAUCUGAGAAUAGAGGUUUUGUAUAAAAACAAAGAACAUGAUGCAACCAUGUCAGUCUUGGAUAUUGGCUUGCCAACUGGCUUCACUGUUAACACAAAUGACCUCAACUUGUUGUCCAAAGGACGUGCCCGCACUAUUACAAAAUAUAAGAUAGACGACCAGUCAGAAAGAGGCUCACUCAUCAUCUACCUGGACAAGGUUUCUCACAAACGUCCAGAGGAGAUCACUUUUAGGAUCCAUCAGAAGCUGAAAGUGGGCGUCCUACAACCGGCUGCUGUGUCUGUCUAUGAAUACAAUAAUCAAACAUACUGUGUGAAAUUCUACCAUCCUGAGAGGAUAAAUGGAGAGAUACUGAGGCUGUGUCUAAAGGAUGAAUGCACAUGUGCUGAAGAGAACUGCAGUAUGCAGAAAAAGGGCAAAAUCAACAAUGAUGAGCGCACAGCUAAGACUUGUGAGAUUACAGGUCAAAGCAAAAUCGAAUUUGUGUACAAAGUGAGAGUGGAAAAUCUCACAGAUGGUUUGUCCACUGACAUUUACAGAAUGCGGAUACUGGACGUCAUCAAAGAAGGAACUUCUGAUGUGGGUCCACAGGGUAAACUGCGCACAUUCCUCAGCUUUCAGCACUGCAGAGCGGCUUUAGACCUGGGGAUCAGCAAAACCUACCUCAUCAUGGGCACAUCCAAAGCUAUUUACAGAGAUGAACAAAAUCAACUGCAUCAGUACGUGCUUGGUGAGAGAACCUGGAUCGAGUACUGGCCCACAGAGGUGGAGUGUUCAGAGGAAGAAUACUCAUCAACAUGUGUGGGCAUUGAGGAGAUGGAAAGGCAAUUCAAAUUAUUUGGAUGUCAACAGUAGUGAAAAUUGAAGUAAAUAAAAGUAAUAAAAGCA
This is a messenger RNA of Scomber scombrus (Atlantic mackerel), 5239 nucleotides long. RefSeq names its product complement C3-like. The coding region runs from base 212 to 5206 and encodes 1664 amino acids. Lineage: Eukaryota; Metazoa; Chordata; Actinopteri; Scombriformes; Scombridae. The record is from RefSeq and is a predicted model, not a curated record. Gene Ontology annotation, cellular component: extracellular region. Gene Ontology annotation, molecular function: endopeptidase inhibitor activity; protein binding. The transcript is spliced from 43 exons.